UGAGGCCUUUUGCAUGUCUGUGCCCAGGGGACCAUUGUCUCAUAAUCCGCACAUGACUCAAAGCCUAUAGUCAAAUCAAACCAGAAUGUCGAGAGAAAAGUGAGAAAAUAUGUUUCUUUUUAAUGUAUUUUUUUUUUUUUUUUUAAUUUUGUUGGAACUACCCUUAACACUGUGAUCAAGUUGGAAAAAAACUUCAUAGCUCCACAUGGCACGAUGUUGUGUGAAGCAUCAUGCAGGUGUUCCUUGCUUUCUGCUAUUCAGUGACAGCCAAACAGCAGCUGGCUGCAAGCCACACCUCCCUUUACCUGCUGCUCUCUAAAGGCAGCUGGCUGACACCACACUGUGUGUCUCACGUUGGAUGAAUUACUAUCACAGACUUCUUAAAGCAACUAUUAGGCUGACAGGAUUAUUUUUUUUUUAUAGCAAAAGAGGAUUCAAUGAAAUAUAUUUUUGGGGAUAUAUCCAAUCUGACUGUUAUAUAAGAAUAGUUACAGUGGGACUGAACUAGAUUGCUUUGAAACAAAUUCGAAGAACUGACGUUGAUAUGGAUUUCUUACAGCUGUCAGACAGAAUCAUUGAUAAAUCUGCUGGGAGGGACAAACAGCAGGAGGACUCAGCAGCAGUCAGAGACAGAGGACAGACGCCUGCUGACUUCAGCAGCAUCUACAGCAAAGACCUGCUCCCAGCUUCAGGUGGUGAGGAAAUGACCAGAGGGUUUCUGCAGGAGCUGGUUAACAUCCUGUUGAGUUACAUCAGCAAGUCAAGUCAGAGGAGCUCCAAGGUCCUGGACUUCCACCAUCCUCACCAGCUGAAAGAGGGACUGGAGGGAUUCAGUUUGGACCUGCCGGACCAACCGGAAACUCUGGAGCAGAUACUAGUGGACUGCAGAGACACACUCAAGUAUGGUGUCAGUACAGGCCAUCCCCGUUUCUUCAACCAGCUGUCUUCAGGUCUGGAUGUGAUCGGUGUAGCAGGCGAGUGGUUAACCUCUACAGCCAACACUAACAUGUUUACAUACGAAGUGUCUCCUGUCUUCAUCCUCAUGGAGGAGUUUCUCUUGAGGAAGAUGCAAAGCAUUGUGGGAUGGUCUGAUGAUGAGGGAGACGGAAUCUUCUCUCCAGGAGGCACAAUAUCCAACCUGUACAGCAUCCUGGUGGCCAGAUAUCACUUCUACCCAGAGGUGAAGACCAGAGGGAUGGGAGUUCUUCCUCAGCUGGCCCUCUUCACUUCAGAACAUAGCCACUAUUCAGUAAAGAAAUCUGCAGCUGUGCUGGGGAUGGGCAGUGAGAAUGUGGUCAUGGUGAAAUGUGAUGAAAGAGGGAAAAUGAUUCCUGCCGAACUUGAGUCUUCCAUUGUUACAGCUGAAGAAAAGGGUCUGGUUCCGUUCUAUGUGAACGCGACAGCAGGCACCACGGUGUACGGAGCCUUCGAUCCUCUCAAUGCCAUCGCUGACAUCUGCCAUAGACACACACUGUGGAUGCAUGUUGAUGCAGCGUGGGGUGGAGGCCUGCUGAUGUCAGACAGGCACAGGAUGAAACUACAGGGCAUUGAGCGAGCCUGGUCUGUAACAUGGAAUCCUCACAAGAUGAUGGGCGUCCCUCUGCAGUGCUCUGUCAUACUAGUCAAGAAGAGAGGUCUCUUAAAGGAGUGUAAUGAGUUGGGGGCUGAGUACCUUUUCCAGACAGACAAACCCUACGACGUGAGCUAUGAUACUGGAGAUAAGAGCAUCCAGUGUGGCCGACAUGUCGACGUCUUCAAACUGUGGCUCAUGUGGAAGGCAAAGGGCUCCGAGGGCUUCGGAUUUCAGGUCAACAAAUGCUUAGAGAAUGCUGAGUAUCUGUAUGAUCAACUGCAGAGGAGGACAGACUUCGAACUGGUCUUCAAAAACAAACCGGAGCACAGUAAUGUGUGUUUCUGGUACAUCCCUCCCAGUCUGAGAGGCCUGCCAGCUGGACCUGACAGAGACGCAAGACUCCAUCAGGUGGCUCCUCGGAUCAAAGGCAGGAUGAUGGAGAAGGGCUCUGUUCUGAUUGGCUAUCAGCCUUUGGGAGCCAAAGUCAAUUUCUUCAGGUGUGUGUUCUCCAAUCCCGCCACACAACAAGAGGACAUCGACUUCCUGCUGGACGAGAUCACCCGGCUGGGUGAUGACCUAUGAUAUCUGAUGUGAUUAUUUGGUCUCACCCCACUUUGUGUCAUUUUGAAGAAAAUGAGUCCAUCCAACUAUGAGACCAUUGUUUUACUGCGCCGUAGAGUGCUGCAGGGAUGAUGUAUUUCUGUAGGCCAACCAGGAAGUUAGCAUCGAUCGCCCUGGAUCCCUCAACAAAAACCCAAUGGGAUUGUUCCAUUGGGUUUUGUAUUAUUGCA
Molecule: messenger RNA, 2364 nt
Organism: Sebastes umbrosus (honeycomb rockfish)
Lineage: Eukaryota; Metazoa; Chordata; Actinopteri; Perciformes; Sebastidae
Gene: gad3
Product: glutamate decarboxylase 3
Exons: 16
Coding region: 545-2155 (536 amino acids)
Biological process (GO): carboxylic acid metabolic process
Cellular component (GO): cytoplasm
Molecular function (GO): carboxy-lyase activity; pyridoxal phosphate binding
Source: RefSeq, a predicted model, not a curated record